Messenger RNA from Habropoda laboriosa, 1649 nucleotides. It is a transcript of the gene Arr1, whose product is annotated as arrestin homolog. Gene Ontology annotation, cellular component: cytoplasm. Gene Ontology annotation, biological process: signal transduction; G protein-coupled receptor internalization. The record is from RefSeq and is a predicted model, not a curated record. Gene Ontology annotation, molecular function: G protein-coupled receptor binding. The transcript has a single exon. Lineage: Eukaryota; Metazoa; Arthropoda; Insecta; Hymenoptera; Apidae. Bases 52 to 1188 code for a protein of 378 amino acids.
UGGUUACACGACCGGAAACAAGUCAGAAAGCACCUUCGUCGAGCUCGGAAAAUGGUGGUGAACUUCAAGGUCUACAAGAAAUGCUCCCCGAACGGCAAGAUCGCCCUUUACCUAGGCAAGAGGGAUUACAUCGACUAUUUGUCGGGCAUUGAGCCAAUAGACGGUGUCCUGCUGUUGGACCAGGACUACGUGGACACCGGUAGAAAGAUAUGGGGCCAGUUGGUGUGCAGUUUCCGUUACGGCAGAGAAGAGGACGAGGUGAUGGGUCUGAACUUCCAGAAGGAUCUCUAUCUAAUCUCGGAACAGCUGUUCCCAUCUACCAAGAAGCUCGAGGACAACUUGACCAGGCUUCAGGAACGUCUGCUGCGAAAACUGGGCCCGAACGCGAUUCCGUUCACCUUCAAGUUCCCGCAGACAGCUCCGUCCAGCGUUACUUUGCAGUCCGGCGAGGACGAGUCUGGAGAACCGUGCGGAGUCAGCUACUUCCUCAAGAUCUACUCCGGAGACACGGAGACCGACGUGACUCACAAGAGAAGCACCGUCAGCAUGGGUAUCAGGAAGAUCCAGUACGCUCCUACUAAACAGGGCCGUCAACCGUGCACGGUGGUUCGUAAGGACUUUCUUCUGAGCCCCGGCGACUUGGAGCUGGAGGUAACUCUGGAUAAACAGCUGUAUCAUCACGGAGAGAGGAUAGCUGUGAACGUGUGCGUGAGGAACAACAGCAACAAGGUGGUGAAGAAGAUCAAGGCGCUCGUACAGCAGGGUAUCGACGUUGUGAUCUUCCAGAACGGGCAGUUUCGUACGGUGAUCGACGCUGUGGAGACGCAGGAUGGAUGUCCUAUCAAUCCGGGCUCGAAUUUGACCAAAGUGCUUUAUCUGAAGCCGGACUUGGAGAAUAACAAGCAUCGGCGGGGUAUCGCUUUGGAUGGGAAGUUGAAGAGAGAGGAGAACGAGCUUGCGUCUAGUACUUUGCUCACUUCGCCGGAUGUGCGUGAUUCGUUCGGUAUCGUCGUGUCGUACGCAGUCAAGGUCAAGCUGUAUCUUGGAGCUCUGAGCGGGGAAUUGUCCGCCGAGCUGCCGUUUAUUUUGAUGAGAGCGAAGCCUGUGGACAGGAUCAAGGUGGUGAACGCUGACAACAUGGAGGUGGAGGAUACUACCGAGGAGAAGGUGAAGCCGGAGAGCAGCUAGAGAGGUUGCGAGAUGUGUCGAGGGAGGGAAGAGUAUUUUGGGGGAGGAUCUGUAAUAGUUUGUGCAGUACCGAUUCUUGCGGUAUCAACGAUUAGUCUUCGACGUUGGAACUCGAUAAAGAAUAAUUUCCGGCCGAGUAAUUGUCGAAGAAUGGAAGCAAUAAUCUGUAAUAGUUUACACGGUACAGUGUUUAAAGAUCUCGAAGAUUUCGUACGGUAUUAUAAUUAAUCUUCGACGUUCGAUUGCAAUGAAAAAAUAAUUUUAGGGAAAAUAACCACCGAAGAGUGGAAUCGAUAACUUGUAAUAGUCUGUACAGUACCGUAUUUCGGGAUCUCAGGGAUUUCGUAUGGUAUUAAUAAUUAACCUUCGACGUUGGAAGGGAAAAAUAAUUUUGGGGAGAGUAAUUGUCGAACCGUAGUCGUACCGUAUUUAGGGAUCUCAGGGAUUUCGUGCGGUAUUAA